CAGAUCCUGAGUGUAACAUGUGAUAAUACCUUGAACAACAACAUCAUGGUUGGUGGGCUCGAGGACUUGCUUCCUGGCUUUGGGGGGGCAGCGAGUCACACAUGGUGCUUCUUGCACACCGUAAAUCUGAUCGCCAAGUCCCUGCUUUGUGAGUUCGAU
Suillus discolor is the source of this 159-nucleotide messenger RNA. RefSeq lists its product as uncharacterized. The record is from RefSeq and is a predicted model, not a curated record. The transcript has a single exon. Lineage: Eukaryota; Fungi; Basidiomycota; Agaricomycetes; Boletales; Suillaceae. The annotation marks the transcript as partial.